UCGUUUUAUCAGCUAAAGGACAAUAUGUCUACCGGAAAAUUGCUCUUUAAUACACUUUGAAUAAUUUUCCUGGAUCACGAAUAUCGCAGAUAAAAAGUUCCUGCGUUUUUUUUUUUUUUUGAGACAAAACAUCCCUUUCUACGUGUCUCUGGCUCCGCGAGAGGUCUCUGUAAUCCUCUCUGCUGGCCCGUAACGGCAAAAGCAACAGGUUCCAAUUGAAUCAUUCAACAAAGGAGAACGAAUCGCAAGGGCAUCCGAGGAGGACGUGUUUCGAUCAGAUUUAAGCUUAGAAGCUUAAGAAGACGGAAGAUUGAAAUAACUUGAAAGAACUGAUAACAACAAAGAUCCAACCAUGUUUAACAACAAAGAUCCAACAAUGUCUUCUCAAGAAGAUGUGAGUAACGGACGUAUGGCAAAUUUUAAAUACACCAAUAGACUUGAUGAAGCACGAAGGAGAAGGAACAUAGUGUACACAGAGCUGCGCAAAGCCAAGAAGGAUGAACAAUUGUCGAAGCGACGUAAUCUCAACACGGAAGAGGAGGUGUUGAAUCUGUCGUGUGAAGCUAUUUCGCCCGGCUUUUCCACCAUAGAGGACAUUGUGGCUGCGAUGAAAUCGCCGGACGAAACGUUGCAGUUGCAGGCGACACAGACCUGCAGGAAAUUGCUGAGUCGAGAGAAGCAUCCACCGAUAGAGACCAUAAUAAAUCGUGGCAUAGUGCCGCGCUGCGUCGAACUUUUGAAUUGCCACCACAACGUUGCCUUACAAUUCGAAGCGGCAUGGGCGUUGACCAAUGUGGCUUCCGGCACGUCCGAACAAACGCAAGUCGUCAUCAAAUACGGAGCCGUGCCGCGUUUAGUGGUGCUGCUGAAAUCCCCGUCGGCUAACGUUGCCGAGCAAGCGGUGUGGGCUCUCGGAAAUAUAGCCGGGGACGGGCCACCCGCGCGAGAUCUUAUUCUCGCGCACGACGCUGUGCCUCUUCUUCUUGAUUUAAUCAAACCGGACACCUCCGUGACGUUUAUGCGCAAUAUCGUUUGGACAUUGUCUAACUUGUGCCGGAAUAAGAAUCCGCCUCCGCCAUUCGAUAUAGUUAAAACUGCCCUUCCGGCAUUGAAUCGUCUGCUUACAAGCCCGGAUCGAGAUAUACUCGCUGAUACUUGUUGGGCACUGUCUUAUCUCACCGAUGGGUCCAACGACAAGAUACAAGCCGUACUGGACAGUGGCGUCGUGCCUCAACUUGUGUCAUUGCUCACGUCACAAGAAGCAACUGUCCUCACUCCAGCGUUACGUACGGUUGGAAAUAUAGUGACCGGCGACGAUGCUCAGACCGAUUCUAUUAUCCUGGCGGGAGGCUUGAAGCAUCUCUGUAACUUGUUGAGUCAUUCACGGAAGAACAUCAUGAAAGAGGCCGCUUGGGCGAUCAGUAAUAUCACGGCUGGCAAUACCGAACAAAUUCAACAUGUGAUAAACGCCGGGAUAUUGCCCCCAUUGAUUCAAGUACUUGAUUCCGGGGACCUUAAAGCACAAAAAGAGGCUGCAUGGGCCGUGACUAAUUUGACAUCAGGUGGAUCGUAUCAACAGCUGGCCGACUUGGUACAGGCGGGUGUACUGCCUCCUCUUUGUAAUUUAUUGGCCGCGAAAGAUUGGAGUACCACCGUCGUCGUCUUAGACGGUCUGACCAACAUCUUAAACACGGCGGAGAAAUGCAACCAGGUCGAUCAAAUCGCCCUCAUGAUAGAGGAAAUCGGAGGGUUGGAUAAAUUAGAGGCUCUUCAACAUCACAAGAACGAACAGAUUUACCAGAAAUCUAUGGCUAUGAUCGAUACAUUUUUCUCCGGGGAUGAAGAACAUGCGAGCCUUGCUCCUGCGGCAAAUGAUGAGGGACAAUUAGAGUUUAAAGCACCGGAGAGUACGUCGACGGACUUCACCUUUUGAACGCGUAUAUCGCGAUUAUCUGGGAGGAAAUGUCAGUGAAAGAACCUGUAAAUACCUACGAGACUUGAUUAUUCUAACGAUGUUACAGUGUGUAAUUAUAUCUUGCAAAUCAGUGCUCGGAAUUAUUUCUACAAACGGGGCGAUCUUCGAGGGCUACGCCUCCUUGCUUACCUUCGUCGCGCCAGCUUGUCUCGCGGAUUACGCAGCUAAUAGACCGUCAGUGACAAGUCGCGGCAUUCAGCCUCGGGUCGGUUGACAUUGUUACGAAAUCCGUGGGGCGCUUCCUGAUAUCCGAAAGUUCACAUUGAGACAGCUCCUUCACAUAUAUUUUUAUACGCUAGCAUAGACACUUAUAUACAUUUAUAUAUUGUUAACAUUAUGAUAAAUCAAUUAUAAGAGUUGUUUCGAUAAGAAUUUUUCAAUUAUUAGGAAACGCCUCGCAGAUUUCGCCGCCGGCCGAACUGGAGCGGCAAGGAGAAGGCAGGGGGGAGCAAGGAGGUGUGGCGCUCUUAAAAAUCGCCACGUUUGUACGAAUAGUUUCGAGCACCGUUAUAAACAGCGUUAUCGACAGAUGGAAAGUGAUCGUAAAUUCACCGAACAGAAAUAACUGGCUUUUUUUUCGGCAAAAUUUCAAAUUCUUAUCUCACUAUGCCGCCUUGCAAAUGCUACCGUGAACUUGGCCGAUUAGAUUUUUUUUUUGUAUCGAUUCUUCGAUUUUUAUUAUCUCUCACAACCCUUUACACACGACAAUCAUUCUUUAAAUGCUCACACAAAAUCCCCCAUCGUUAUUCAUAAAUUUAAUUCCUCCCGAGUUUUCGAUACGGUUUAACGUAAUUUUUUAGAGCGAUAAGAGCGUUUUGCAUUGAGGAUAAUUGAGCUUGGGUUCUUUUUUUGUACGACUUAAUCAGAAAAGGAGAGAUGCGGCUUGAUUUCGCUUUACACUUCCCGUUUAUACAAGAGAUGAUUAUUAUACACGAAUCUUGAGUUCCCUUGCAAAUUCGAUAUGUU
Molecule: messenger RNA, 2941 nt
Organism: Dinoponera quadriceps
Lineage: Eukaryota; Metazoa; Arthropoda; Insecta; Hymenoptera; Formicidae
Gene: Pen
Product: importin subunit alpha
Exons: 8
Coding region: 353-1933 (526 amino acids)
Biological process (GO): NLS-bearing protein import into nucleus
Cellular component (GO): nucleus; cytoplasm
Molecular function (GO): nuclear import signal receptor activity; protein binding
Source: RefSeq, a predicted model, not a curated record